This is a messenger RNA of Mesocricetus auratus (golden hamster), 3390 nucleotides long. It is a transcript of the gene Pheta2, whose product is annotated as PH domain containing endocytic trafficking adaptor 2. The transcript has 3 exons. Gene Ontology annotation, cellular component: trans-Golgi network; recycling endosome; early endosome. Lineage: Eukaryota; Metazoa; Chordata; Mammalia; Rodentia; Cricetidae. Gene Ontology annotation, biological process: receptor recycling; retrograde transport, endosome to Golgi; endosome organization. The coding region runs from base 897 to 1664 and encodes 255 amino acids. The record is from RefSeq and is a predicted model, not a curated record.
UGAGAAGCUUGAAAGGUUUUGCAGGCUCUGUAGGAGUUCGCCCUAGGAAGCGCCUUAUCCAAUGGCUUGCCCGGCCUGGCUCUGCCGGGUGGGGUGGGACUGGCUGGGCGAUAAUGGGGAAAAAGAACAUCCGAAUUCUCCUUCGGUGGUGAGCUGGAGGUCUGUGAGUAGCCUGAGGUGGGGAAUCAGGGUUCGAGGCCAUCCUUCAUCAAGUACUGCAGCUCAGUUGGGUCCCCACCCUCCAGGGCCUCAGUUUCCCUCCGGUGUGCGUGCCGAGGCGACUUUGCAGAUCCCGAGGCCUGGUGGGUACUGGGCGGGGAGAGGCCGGGGCGGUAACACGAGCCUCUCGGGCGGGGUCUCCCGACUCCCGCGGCCACGUUCGCGGCCCUGGCGGAGGCGCGGAAUCCGGAGCAGGGGGUCGAUCGCAUCACACCAGACCGAGCCAGGCUCGAGUUCUGGAGGCUUCCUGGGAACCAUGUGUCUGUGCUGUGUGGUUAGAUGAGAGGCCACUCUGCCCGCUCUGCAGGCUCUUCUGAUAAGUGUGUCACCAACAAGGCCCUACCUAGAAUGUGUGAGACCAUGUGCUGCUUCUCCUUCUUGAUAUGAUCCUUGCCGGUUCAGCUGCCCUAUAGGAGCCUUGGAGCGCCACAAUUUGGUGGAUUUUUGAUAUCCAGUGGGUUUGUGUGUGUGUGUGUGUGUGUGUGUGAGAGAGAGACCCUUACAUGACCUUUGAGAUGACCAGCAAAGAAGACUAGUCGAUCUCCAUCACAGAUGAAGUCUGAGAGCUUCUGGGACACAGUUAAUGGGAGCCACACGACGGGGCUGCAGGUCUUCUGAGCCUGGGUCCUUUCCUCCAGGUGCUACAGCCUCUCUGGCUCAGCUUUCCUGUGGGAGCCAUGAAGCUGAACAAGAGGAGUGUGGCCCACUACGCUCUGAGUGAUUCUCCAGCGGACCACACUGGCUUCCUUCGUACGUGGGGAGGACCGGGGACCCCACCUACUCCCAGUGGCGCUGGCCGAAGGUACUGGUUUGUUCUCAAGGGCAACCUGCUGUUCUCUUUCGAGAGUAAAGAAAGCCGGGCCCCUCUGAGCCUGGUGGUACUGGAGGGCUGCACGGUGGAGCUGGCCGAGGCUCCUGUGCCUGAGGAGUUUGCCUUCGCCAUUCGCUUUGAUGCCCCUGGAGUGCGUCCGCACCUGCUGGCAGCAGAUGGGCAAGUGGCCCAGGAGGCCUGGGUGAAGGCACUGUCCCGAGCCAGCUUUGGCUACAUGCGACUUGUGGUACGAGAACUGGAGAGCCAGCUGCAGGAUGCCCGUCAGAGCCUGGCCUUGCAUCGCUGUGUGUCCCAGAAGUCUGUCCCUGGCUGCAGUAAGCCUCAGGCUCCUGACCGACGGGCUCCAGGACCUGAGAAUGGCCACCUUUUCCCCAGGGACCGAAACUCCAGUGGUUCUGUGGAAGAAAGGGGGAGCAGGCCAAUAGGUCGGGAUUUGACUGAGUGGGGGCUGCAGGGCCCUGCCAGCCUCCUCCUAAGCAGGGGCCAGAGCCCCGUGUCCCCUGAGACCUCCUGUUUCUCUACCUUGCAUGACUGGUAUGGGAAAGAGAUCAUGGAGCUGAGGCGGGGAUGGCAGCAAAGGGCCAAGGGGAGCCAGCCAGAGAGCAAGCAAUAGAAUAGGCCCUGAGCCGGGGCCCUUUGAGCUGUGGUCCUGCCCUGCUGGUUGGGAUGCCUGGCUCAGUACUUCAGGGGUUAAAUGUUUACUCAUUUCCCAGAUCGGUUGGUCGGUGUGAGCGCGUGUGCAUGAGUGCACACGUGCGUGUGUGUGUGUGUGUGUGUGUGUGUGCGCGCGUGCUUGCUGUGUGUGUGUGUGUGUGUGUGUGUGUGUGUGUGUGUGUGUGUGUGUGUGUCCCUCCUGCUCUGUAGACGUUCUCUAACUUCCAGUCCUCCCAUCUGCCUGGAGUGAACUGAGGAAUCAUGACUUCCAACUUAUUUUCUAAGGCCUAGAAAGGCCAGGUGGCUGAUGGGAACAGAACGUAACGCAGGAAGAGGGCUGUGCUCCUCCACCCUUUCAGGGCAGUCUCCGGCCACAGUUUCUAGCAAUCAAGUCUUGGACAUCUAAAUGCCAGAGGUGACAGGGGAAGUGCCUUGAGCACUGACCCGGCCAUGGUUUGGGCAGGGCUCUCUGCAGGAGAGGGUCUUCAGGUGCUAGGGGGGAUUUCUUCUCUUCCCCGCCACCUUGUCAAUGCGUGGUGCUGGACAUUGCCCUGGGAAAGGCAGACAGCCUUUAUAGGAGCAACCCUUCCUGAUCUGUACUCCAUGGUCACUCCUGGGGACCCUGUCACCUACCGCUUGUUUCCCAGGGCUUGUCUGUCAAGAAUCCUUAUGGCUUCUUUCUCCUGCAUCAUGCCAAGUCUCAUUUCCUGUUAUUCUAAGAGGCUGGGUCACCAGAGCCAGGAGUCAGACUCGUCUGUCCCCUUUAUAUAGGUGCAGGGUCGGUGACUGGGACAAUGCUGGGCUUGCUUGACAGAGCCAUACCCCCUUCCCAAACACAAUCUGCCUCUUCCUGACAUCCCUUCUUGGCCUGUCUGGGGCCUUGGGGCAGCCUGACCAAAGUCCAUCCAGGCCUAAAGGGCAAACUUUGGCCUCCAAGAAGCUGAGUUUCCUGGUCUCCUUCCUUGGCUAGGGCCAGUUCCUGUGAUGCCAGCCUGUUCUUCAGGCCUGCUUGUAGCAUCGUAGCCAGCAGCCCUCGAUAGUACACACGGGUCCUGCGCCCUUGCUAGCUCUUGCUACGGAAGUUAGUGUGCAUUUUUAAUUUGGUUUUGGAGACGAGGCCUCACUUUGUAGCCCACACAGACCUGGAACUCAUUCUUAGUUUUUGCAAGUGCUGGGAUUGCAGAUGUGAUCCAUUACGCCACACUUGUUUUUGUUGUUUUAUAGCAGGACCUGGUGGGAAGGUCUGCCAGCUCAGUCCCUUGCACGUGCACAUCUGGCUUCCGUUUUGUUUUGCUCUUCCUUAUAACGAGGACAGUAAAGUUUGCAGGGUGUGGUAGCAAGGAGGUAGAGGAGGGCCAGGAAUCCAAGGGCUUCCUUGACUACACAGUGCGUUUUUGACUAGACUGGGCUACACGCGAGAGCCUCUCAGGAAAUUUAUUCAUUUUGGUUAUUAUAAUCGGUGUUUACAAAUGAAGAGUCAGGGGUUACAGCUGAGAAGCCGGUGUCCGAGGCUAGCAGCUGGGUGAGUCCGGGAACCACAACCCCCACCAGGCCAGUUCCACUCCUUGGGGCCCCCUGCACCUGUUUUUCGAACGUUCACCGACACUAUGGGCUCUUGUUAACUUCCUGUUGUUACAGGGUUUUUUUUUUAUAAAUUUAAAUAUCAAAUAAAGCUUUUCAUUAUA